Sclerotinia trifoliorum is the source of this 2315-nucleotide messenger RNA. Lineage: Eukaryota; Fungi; Ascomycota; Leotiomycetes; Helotiales; Sclerotiniaceae. The record is from the annotation of a GenBank genome assembly.
UGCAACCACCGUCAACGCAGCACCCCAUAUCUCGGCCUCUGCAACGCGAGAUACCCCGAGGUCUGAUGCCAAGAUGAAUACCAGCUACCCCACUUCCCCACAGACAGCUAUCUGCUUCCCCAUGGGAUGGAUAAUUUCACUCCGGCUGAUUCGUUGGAUGAACUUGCAUACAUGCAUGUAUACUACCAGACACACAAGAUGGCGUGGGAUGUACAGUAUAUAUACUAGCUUCCUAACCUCUGCAAAAAGUGGGAUGUGUUUUUGUUCCUCUCUUCAUUUAUGUCCACACUCAUUCCCUCUCUGACCGGCGAAACCACAAAUUCAGAGUCCAAGAUCAAUAUGUCCGCCGCAAUCGAAGAUGCACCUCCGCCGCCCAAGACACAGAAAAUGGAGGACAAGUUCCCAAAACCUGUUUCCGAAAUAUUGCACGUCGAGCAUAUGCUUGAAUCAGGAAAUGACAAACCAGAUCAUAUGGACUAUGGACGUGUUGAUUCUGAAGUUGCUAAAUAUACCAGCGACGUGCUUAUCCACAUAAGCGAAGAAGAAAACCACAGACUGAAAAAACUUAUCAAUAGACGAGUAUUGGUUAUAAUGAUCGUAACAUAUUUUAUACAAGCGCUGGAUAAAGGAACAUUGGCUUUUACAUCGAUUAUGGGUAUCAGGGCAGAUGCUCAUGUAUCUGAUUCACAAGUAUUAUCCCAUCUGAACAGCUCUCGAAUCUGAACACUCGCUGAUAAAGAACUAGUAUCCAUGGCUCACGACCUGUAUAUAUAUCGGGAUUCUGGCCGUCGAAUACCCAACCAACUGGGUCCUUCAACGAGUACCAAUUGCCAAGUAUCUGGGCAUAAACGUCUGUGUUUGGAGUAUAGUACUCUCUAUGCAUGCCCUCUGUCAUAAUUUCGAAAGUCUACUCGUUACCCGCACUCUUCUUGGAAUCUUCGAAGCAGCGUGUCAGCCCAUAUUCGUAGUCUUAUCUAGCAUGUGGUACAAAAGAGAAGAACAAGCAGGCGUAGUGAUAUAUUGGUACAUGAUGAAUGUAUGCACAUCAUUGGAGCCCCCCCAAAUCCGCUGUAAGAAUCCCCAUCUAACGAGAGAGAAAAAACGCAGGGCGCUCAACAAAUCGUCGGCGGACUCCUCGCCUACUGUUUCACGCUCCUGAAAUCCGGCCCCCUCAAAUCCUGGCAAGCCAUCUUCGUCGCCUACGCCUGUCUCUCCUUCCUCUGGGGAAUCUUCAUCCUAGUCUGGAUGCCAGACUCGCCUAUGCGCGCCAAAUGUUUCAGCGAACCCGACAAAAGACUCAUGGUCGAACGAGUCCGCUCCAACCAAACCGGCAUGCAAAACCGCAAAUUCCGCAUCGAGCAUGUCAAGGACGCGCUGACCGAUCCGCAAAUGUACUGUUACUGUCUAAUUGCCAUCUGUACGACGUUGCCCACGAGUGGCCUGGGUGCAUUCGCCAAUAUCAUCAUUACGGGAUUUAACUUUACGGUGUUGCAAACGCAGCUUUUGUCAAUGGUUUUAGGGUUUUACAUCAUCAUUGUAUUAUUAUCAAGCCAUUUUUUGGUGAAGAAGUAUAAUCAAAAUAUUCUAGUCAUGACAUUCUACCUCAUGCCGUAAGUGCAAACAUUGCAUCUCACCACAUACAAUAAUACUAAGCUCCAAGAUCUAGAUCAUUCAUCGGCACCAUCAUCCUCAUGACAAUCCGCAACACGAAUUUCAGCACGAAAGUCGGGCUCCUGAUUUCCUACUACAUAACCCUCUCAUUCUGGUCCACUGCCACUCUUUCCCUGACUCUCAUGUCCCGUAACGUCGCCGGCCAAACCAAGAAGACCAUAGUCGUAGCUGCAAACUUCAUAAGUUGGGCUGCGGGAAAUGCGGUUGGUCCUCAGGUGUUUCUGAAAAAUGAUGCGCCGCGAUACUUUAUAGCCUUUGCUACUCACCUUGGUUGCUACGCGCUGCUUCUUUUAGUGCUGGUUUUUCUGAGAUGGCAUCUGAUGAGAGAAAACAGAAAGAGAGAUGAGUUGGCUGAGGCGGGAGUGAGACAGGCCAAUGAUCGGGACAUGGUACAUGCGUUUGAUGAUUUGACGGAUAGAGAAAACCCUAACUUUAGAUAUGUGUAUUGAGAUGAAGGGAUUGGUGUUAGAAUAGACUAUGUAGCUUGCCGGGACAGGGCUAUUUGAUCAAAUGAUAAUCACGACGAUGCAUGCAUAUAUAAUUCCAAAACACGUGUAUGAAAACCGCUUUUUGGAUCUAUCAUGGUAAUAAAAGGGAAUGAGGACAUAGAGACAAGCCUUCACAUAUUACCAAAUGGCCACCAU